GUGCUUGAUGAUGUCAUUAACAAAGGUAAGAUCAAAGUCGAGGGCAACGGUGCGCUUUUCACCGACGCGCGAACUUUAGCAUCGCCUUCAGCUAAGCAGAUGAGCUGGUCGACGGUCGCCUACGUGGCGUACUGUCAGAUUCGCAGCGCCAUUUCGGAGGGCUUCGAUGCAUUUAGGUCGGGCUCACUUGGUUGCGUAGAAUCUUCGGUGGUUUUGCUUUCGGUCGACCGCUGCGAUGCUGGGAACGUCGUUGUGACGCUAGAGAUUUCGGUUUCAGCUCCUGAAGCUGCCAUACAGUCAAUUGGACGUGGAUAUGAUGUUUCGGUAGAUCUGAGGCUCAAAUACUGUAAAGGGGAUUUGGAUAAUCCCCGCUUGAUUGAAAUCGACGAAGAUCAGGGCAGGGAAAUUGUUCUUCCGGGUGGAAUUUCGAUCGCUAAUGUUCCGAAAUCGAUUAAAUGUGAUAAAGGAGAAAGGACCAGGUUUCGGUCUGAUGUUCUUUCUUUUCAGCAGAUGUCAGAGCAAUUCAACCAGGAGUUAUCUUUGACGGGAAAAAAUUCCUUCAGGCCUUUUCAAUACUAUAAAGAUGCAUCCAACACCAAAACUCUUGCUUUUGAUGGGGUGUUUAUCACUCUCUAUACAGUUGCAUUAGAAAAAUCUCAGAUGGUACUUUGUGAUCAUGUCAAAAAAUCUGUACCAUCAUCUUGGGAACCUGCUGCAUUGGCAAGGUUUAUUGAAAAAUUUGGCACGCAUAUUGUUGUUGGUGUGAAGAUGGGAGGAAAAGAUGUAAUAUAUGUGAAACAACAACAUUCAUCAGCUCUUCAACCUGCUGAUGUACAGAAAAGAUUAAAGGCAAUGGCAGAUAAGAGAUUUUUAGAUGCAAAUGGACAGUAUGGCAUGGAUUCGGAGCAUGUUUACCGAACUGACAAGUAUGAUAUCAGGGAGCAUCGACUGAGGUUUGCAGAGACUAGCCCAGGAAGUUCUUACUCACACAAGGAGGAUAUUGUAAGCAUUUGCAAGAGGAGAGGAGGAAGUGAUAAUAGAAGUCUGUCACAUAAUGAAUGGCUACACACGGUGCAAUUAGAGCCUGACGUGAUCUCGAUGUCCUUUAUCCCAAUUACCUCUUUGUUGAAUGGUGUCUCUGGGAGUGGGUUUUUGAGCCAUGCCAUAAACCUUUAUUUACGCUAUAAACCACCAAUAGAAGAACUCCACCAAUUUUUAGAGUUUCAGUUGCCGAGACAAUGGGCACCCGUUUUCAGUGAACUUCCACUUGGUCCACAGCGGAGGUUACAAAGCACAGCUUCCCUACAGUUCAGCUUCAUGGGUCCCAAGCUUCAUGUCAACACCACUCCGGUUGAUGUAGGCAAGAGGCCUGUGACUGGCCUCCGACUAUAUCUAGAAGGCAAAAGAAGCAACCGCUUAGCUAUUCACUUGCAGCACCUUUCCUCCCUACCAAAAAUACUCAAACUUGAAGAUGAUCCAAAUGGCAACGUCGGCCCAGAGUCUUAUGAUCGGAGAUACUGCGAAAAAGUUCAAUGGAAGAAUUUUUCCCACGUAUGCACUGCACCAGUUGAAUCUGAUGAGGAUCUUUCCAUAGUAACAGGAGCUCAGUUACAGGUUGGGGAUUAUGGCUUCAAGAAAGUUCUAUUCUUGCGACUAAAGUUCUCGACUGUUUCAGGAGCCACGAUGGUAAAACACCCAGAAUGGGAUGGCUCACCUGGUCUGGCCCGUAAAUCUGGACUCAUAUCAACUCUAAUUAGCCAUCCUUUCACGACGACAUUUACCAAGCCACCGCCUCAGCCUGCUGAUGUGAAUAUAAACUCAGCUGUUUACCCGGGGGGGCCUCCAGUCCCUGUCCAAGCUCCAAAACACUUGAAAUUUGUUGACACAACAGAAAUGACAAGGGGCCCACAAGAGCCUCCAGGCUAUUGGGUUGUUUCUGGUGCGAGACUUGUGGUUGAGAAAGGAAGGAUUUCGCUACGAGUCAAGUACUCUUUGUUGACCGUGAUAUUAUCUGAUGAUGAAGUUGUAGAUGAGCGC
This is a messenger RNA of Thlaspi arvense, 2037 nucleotides long. NCBI's taxonomy places the organism in Eukaryota, Viridiplantae, Streptophyta, Magnoliopsida, Brassicales, Brassicaceae. The record is from the annotation of a GenBank genome assembly.